GGGUACGCAGUCACCCCGCAAUGUCUGGUGAGUUAGGUCAGCCGCAGGAAGGCCCGUCGCAUUCUGGGCUCUAUAUGCCGAACCCUGAGGGAAAUGAGGCUGAGGUCCAGAAAAGUGUGAACCAAAGGGUCGGUGCCCCAAGGCGCAGGUCCUGGAUCCAAAACGUUCUUGAGCAAAUAACGGACUCACCUCGCCAGUGUAGCACCCCGUCGGAGGUGGUGCCUGUCGCUGUUUUGGCCGUCCAGAGGUACCUGUUAGAGGGUGAGCCACGCGACAUGGAACCUAAACCUCCGCUUUAUUGCUAUGAUGUGACGAUCUCGGACGGGGUGUUCCGUGAGAAGUGCUACCUGGACCCCAGCCUGAAUUUUCUCGUAUAUAAAAAUAUUCUCAAAGUUGGCAUAGAAGUGAAAAUUUCCAGAGUCUCGUGUAUUUACAACGAGAAAAGAUUAGGCCAGGGGAUCCUGUGCAUAGAUAACGUCCACUGUGGGGAGUCCCUGGACUCUAUUUCUUUAGAAAUUCCCUUCAGAAAUAGAGCGCACCGGGAAAUCCCGGAGAGGCCGUUAAGAGGCGGAAAGAGCCAUUACCUGGCCCUGUGGAAUAACGAAGAUCCAUAUGGAGAUAUCUGGUUAAGCAACAAGCAACCUGAAGAGCACAAUUUUAACAAUACCAGAAUAAUUUCCCUUUCUCACCUUGAAAUGACCUGGUCUAACAUAAGGAAUUUUCCUGCAUUGCUUGUGAGAAUCUUGCAUAAAUCAAAACUGCGAUACUAUGGAAAACCCAAUAAAAAGAUUAUUGAGCCAUACCAGACUUUUUUGGAAGUUGCUGACAGUUCAGGCACCGUGUCAGUGAUUAUGUGGAAUGCCCUGUGUCCUGAGUGGUAUAAAAGUUUGCACGUUGGUUUAGUUCUUCUGCUUCAAGAUUAUUCUAUUAAAAAGAGUCACCCCUUCAGGAUGCAGCCUCUCCCUGUGGAUCCACAGAUCAAACUAAUUUCUACAAUGGAAAUCUGCCUGAACCUUCGAAAUCCUCCAACUAAUAUAAUUAUCAUUCCAGAAAAGCAGGUGAAACCAGAAUGGAGAUUGCCAAAAUUAAACCACCGUUUUAUCACAAGAUCCGAACUGGAUGAUAUGCCAGAAAAUAGUAUCUGUGAUGUUAUUGGCAUUUUAGUUUUUGUAGGAAGAGUCCAGCGGUCAAAAAAGAAGGAAAGCCGUGAAGAUUUUUGGUCAUAUCGCUGGAUUCACAUUGCUGAUGGGACUUCCAAACAACCAUUUAUAGUGGAACUGUUUUCUACAUCUCAGCCAGAAGUCUUUGAAAAUAUUUACCCAAUGGCACAUUUCACAUGUACACAGUUGAAAGUUGUCAGAAAUGACACUCAAGUACCUGAACUGCUUUACCUUACUACUACAAAUGAGAGUCGCAUGUUUAUUACUGGUCAUAGAGGCCAGCCGUAUACUGAUGAUACCAAGGUAAAAAACUUUAUUCAGUGGAUUAAAACAAAGACCGAUUCUGGGGAAUUGAAGAACACUGUUAUUGGUGGAUAUUACCCCUAUCCACCAGUGCCAGAAACAUUUUCGAAGUAUAAUAUUUCUGUUAAAGUUGAGUUGUUCUUCACAGCUCUAAGUGAAGUGAGGAAGGAGAUUGAAGACUUGCAGUAUAGGGAACAAAAACGCAUUGCAAUUCAGGGGAUAAUUACUGUUAUAAAGUAUGUCCCCUAUAGCGGUGCAACUGAAAGUGCCUCAGCAUCUGAAACACUACGGAAUGCUAACCGACCCUCAACAUCCCAAGCAGCUAGAAGAGAUAGUCAAAGUCAAGAAAGAGAUGGAAAACCUCGAGAUAAUGGUCCUGUGAGUUCUCAGUGUUGUCAUACUACAUCUGCAAGUUUGAGCCCUCCCAAGAAAAAAAGAGCUCUACAAGGGCCAUGUGCCAAACAAAUUCCUGUGCCUCAGCCAGAAACUUCUGCACAAAGAAAAGGAAAUAAACCAGGCAUCCAACGUAUGUUCACAAGAACUGGUCGCAUAGGGAAAGCCAGAAAAACUAUAAGUGAUAAAUGGGAAAGUCAGAUGUGGAGAGAAAAGAAGUUCGGCUUAAUAGAUCACCUACGAUACAGCUGUAUUUAUCCUGAAAGUAUUCCACGGAGAUUUGUUUUAGAACACAGAAAUUUUCUUACUCAGCAGUAUAAUUCUCAGCCUGCAAAAUACAUACCACAAGAAGGAAAGCCCCCAGAUCUUUAUGAUUUUAAGAGUGCUCUAGUCCUUGGACAUUUUGAAGUAACCAUCUUAGGUCUGAAUCAUGAGAUAGCAAUCAGUGUUGCAUUCCUUCCCGAGUAUUCUCCGGAAGAUGUCCGAACAUCUCAAAUAGACACAUUAUUAACCUGCAUGAAUUACAGCUGUGUGUUUCCACAGGAAUUAACUGGCAAUGACAGAUUUCAAGGUCCAAAAGCAGUUACAGGUGAUAUUAUAAAAGCAGCAGCUGAAUUGGAUAAAGUGCAUAUCGUCGGUAUCUUGGAUAUCUGUAAUUUAGGUAAUGGUAAAACAGAAGUCUAUUUGCACAAAAUUUAUAGACCAGAUAAAACAUCUUAA
Messenger RNA from Lipotes vexillifer (Yangtze River dolphin), 2576 nucleotides. It is a transcript of the gene RADX, whose product is annotated as RPA1 related single stranded DNA binding protein, X-linked. The coding region runs from base 21 to 2576 and encodes 851 amino acids. Gene Ontology annotation, molecular function: single-stranded DNA binding. NCBI's taxonomy places the organism in Eukaryota, Metazoa, Chordata, Mammalia, Artiodactyla, Lipotidae. The transcript is spliced from 14 exons. The record is from RefSeq and is a predicted model, not a curated record.